Messenger RNA from Cladocopium goreaui, 1518 nucleotides. Lineage: Eukaryota; Dinophyceae; Suessiales; Symbiodiniaceae. The record is from the annotation of a GenBank genome assembly.
AUGGCGCCAACGCCUGUUGACCCUGCUGCUGCCGUCAAGCUUUGGCUAAAGGCUGCAAACUCUGGGGAAGCUAGCGACAAGUGGGGCCGUGUCCAGCGAGCUUCUUGGAUGGUUUCUUGGCUUUGGAUAGGGAGGUUGAAACAAAGUUAUAGUAGUUUUGCGCUUGGCCUCGGAUCCAAGGCAGCCCUGGCUGCCUACAUGACUUAUCGAGCCGGUUGUCGAAUUCCACCCCUAGGGAAGGAUCCUGACAACGUGAUGCUGCAGAUCUUGCACACCGACAACCCUUUUUUGAGACUGGAAGGGGCCCCUUUUACCUUUCUAGACAGCUGUAGAGGCAGCUUCUUGCAUUCAUUGAUGAAGCACAGAGGUGACAAGGUGACGGACUAUUUGGUGAAGAUCUUGGCGACGCCACAUGUGCAACGACUUGAGAGACAACGAAAGGCUUACAUGCCUUCCAGAGUGAUUUCCAAGCAUGGCAAGAAGUUGCGACCAAACCGUGAUCUGGGGCAGUUGCGCCUCGCAGGGGCAUUGAGUCUCUGUGGGCAAUUUUUGGAUGGCACGCUAGAUGCCAUUUUUGUGAAUGACAGCAAGAAAUCAUGGCUUGUGGAUCCAGAUUUGCUUCUUGUCAAGGCUGAGCUAACCAGCCACAUUUGUGUUGUGAAUGCUUGCAAAUGCAUCCACGUUCUUAAGCAACUGGAAAGCAAAGGAGGUGCCUACGGUUGCCCCCAGAAUCGCGGCUGCUCUUGGUUGAAGCAAGCUAGGAGCGCAGUCUUGCGCAAGGGAUGUGCUUCCAUGGUAAAAUACGGGCUCAGUAACGAAGAGGCGGUGCUCGCUCAGCCACAGUCAGAGGAAAUGCACUUGGUCUACUCAGGGGGAUGCAUUGCGCGCGCUGGCCGCAUGCGAAGGAUCCCUUUGGGUGCUCGCAAAAUCGAAACAGCGGCAGUUCGCUUCCCAACACAACGGGUGCGGGUGAAGACAUCCAAGCGUGAAAAUUUCACGUCCUGUGGAGAAGCCACGACUUUUCAAGGCAGCUAUAGUGGAGUGGAGUUUCGGUCCUCCUAUGAACUUCCCCUGAUGUCAUUGACUGAAAAAGCACAGGUCCUCGGCUCUGCGGCUUCUGCGGCUCCUCCGGAGGACUGGACAGAUCGCUUUGGGGACAAUGCAGUGCCACUCUUUUGGCAAGAGUCCAAGCCCAUCAGCUUUUUCAAUGCAAUCCUUGACGAGUACAAGGUGACCGCAGUUUUCGAUGUGACAGCCGGCUCCGGCGCAUUCAUGGAAGCCAGCCUCACCAGAGGCGUUGUCUACCACGGCCUGUGCUUGAACAAGGAACACCAGCACUGGCUCCAGGCCAUUGCGGACAGAGCCGCCUGCGGGCUAAUUACCUUGGAGGGAUCAACUCUUUUCAAUGAAGCUUUGGCAGGAGACGUGAAGAAGUUUUUCCCAGAUGUCCUGGAAAACUUGGCUCCCAAGGACAACCCUGAAGAAGCCCCAAUGGAACCAGACAGCCCCGGUGAGUGA